GCCAGCGUGACUCCGCAAAAGGAACUUGGAGAUGUCAUUGCUUUAGCUGUGGAAGGCUUUAUCAGCCCUUGCGGAGGCUUUCCCCUGCUCACAGCACUCAAGGCUGCAGCUGUAGUGGAGGAAAAUGGAGCCUGUAGAUCUUCUGGCACUUGCCUCCCUAGAAAUGAACAGUACCACAGCCACCCUGGCUUUGCUGGCAGUCUUCCUGGUCCUGCUGUAUUGGUACUCUACAUCUGCAUUCUCCAAACUAAGCAGAGUAGGGAUCCGACAUCCUCCACCUCUUCCUUUCAUUGGAAACCUGCUCUUUUUCCGUGAGGGUUUUUGGGAAAACCACACAAAACUCAUAAAAGAAUAUGGACCUGUUUGUGGGUAUUAUAUUGGUCGCCAGAUGUUUGUGGUGGUCUCCUCACCAGAGAUGAUCAAGCAAAUCUUAGUGGCAGAUUUUAGUAACUUCACCAACAGAAUUAAGCCGAACUUGAUAUCCAAGCCAAUGCUUGAUAGCAUCCUUUGUCUUCGUGAUGACAGAUGGAAGUACGUGCGGAGCCUUCUGACCCCAGCCUUCAGCGAUACCAAACUGAAAGAGAUGACACCACUGAUAAACCAGACCUGUGACAUCCUGCUGUGUAACUUGAAAGUCUAUGCAGAUUCUGGGAAAGGUUUUGAUAUCCAGAGGUGUUACAACUGCUUUACCUUGGAUGUCGUUGGUAGCGUAGCUUUUGGAACUGAGGUGGAUUCUCAGAAGAAUCCUGAUGACCCCUUUGUUAAGAAUUGCAGAACAUUCUUUGAAAUGUCUUUGUUUAAGCCUCUUCUCAUUCUAAUCCUUUCUUUCCCAUCCAUAAUGAUCCCAUUGCUACGCAUUUUUCCCAACAAGAAACAAAAGGAACUUAAUGAAUUCUUUAUCCAAACCGUAAAAAAUGCAAUUGUCUACAGACACCAGCAAGAUGCAACUCAGAGGCGCAGAGAUUUUCUCCAGUGGAUGCUUGAUGCCUGCGACUCAGCCGAGUCCCUGGCAGCCGGGUGCUCGGGUGUGCUCGGCCCAUCUGCUGCUCCCAGACAGGAUGAGGCGCCUCUGGCUGGCACAGCCCCAUCUGAGAAGGCUCAGAAGAUGCUGACAGAGGAUGAGAUAGCAGGCCAAGCUUUCCUGUUCCUGAUCGCUGGCUAUGAGACCACCACGAGCACGCUGUCCUUUGCCACCUACCUGCUGGCCACCAACCCGGAGUGCCAGGAGAAGGUGCUGCGGGAGGUCGAUGAGUUCUCUGCAAAACACAUGGUGCCUGAUUACCAAAAUGUACAAGAACUCCCUUACCUGGACAUGGUGAUUGCAGAGACGUUGCGCAUGUACCCACCUGCAUUCAGAUUCACUAGGGAAGCAGCUAAAGACUGUGUAGUGCUGGGGCAGCAUAUUCCAGCUGGAGCUGUCAUUGAAACUGCAGUUGGACACCUUCACCACAACCCUGAGUUCUGGCCAGAACCUGAAAAAUUCAUUCCUGAGAGGUUUACAGAGGAGGCCAAGAAGGAACGACAUCCCUUUGCAUACCUGCCCUUUGGGGCAGGACCCCGUGGCUGCAUUGGCAUGAAAAUGGGUUUGUUGGAGACAAAAAUUACUCUGCUGAGGAUUUUGCAGAAGUUUCAAUUCAAGACCUGCCCGGAGACUGAGAUUCCUUUGCAGCUCAAAUCAAAAGCCACACUUGGACCAAAAAAUGGAGUCUACAUCAUGCUGGAAUCUCGCUAAAAGGGAAUGUACAUCCUGAAGCCUUUGUUAGUGAGUCACUGGGUAUAAUUAUUUUUCAAAACUCCAAGGACAGACAGGAGCCUAAGUCCCACUGAUGGUCAGUAGGUGCUUCCUUGCUGCUCUCCUGUGGGACAGCCUCCAGUCACUUUUUAAAAUGGGCUCCACAGUCUUUUUUGGGUAUUUUCAAAUUGCUGUGAAGAGUAUCUACAAAGAAGCAUCCCAAUUUCAUUUGCUUUUCUUCAUCCCACUUCUUUUCACCUAUCUGUGAGAAUGCUUUCCUCAUGCUCAGUUUCCACAAUUUACAGUAGAUUUUAAUUUCAAUUCAUUGUAUGACACAUCCUUCUCAUGAACUUGUGAGUCCCUAGAGAAAGCCCCAAAGGCACCACAGUUACAGCAGAAGACCUGGGAUGCAGUGCAUUGGAUUUUUUCGUGAACUCCACUAGCAAUCAAAGCUGAGGCCCCUGUACAAUGCUUGAUCUCUACCUGUGUCUGUAAAGCUAGAGAUGUUGCACCUCCUCCAUGCUUUGAAGUGAUUUUAAAUACACUUAGAUUAACAAUUUGCACUUGGCACAUUCCAUCGACAUGACAGAAGAAGAAUGAACCAGUAAAGUUCCAGCAGCUAAGACCAAAGAAAUGAGGUGACAGCUAUUUUUCUGGCUGCUGAGCUGCUGUUGGAAAGGUGGAGACAGAGAAGAUACGAAUUUAAAGCAAGCAGGAGGACUGAAGGAAAUUUAAAGGUAAUUAGAAGGUGUUGGUACCACAUCUGCUUCAUGGGGAGGCCUUUCCUUUCCAAACAUUGCAGCUGGCACCGCCCCUGUCUAGCUUGAAUCA
Messenger RNA from Passer montanus (Eurasian tree sparrow), 2563 nucleotides. It is a transcript of the gene TBXAS1, whose product is annotated as thromboxane A synthase 1. Gene Ontology annotation, molecular function: thromboxane-A synthase activity; heme binding; oxidoreductase activity, acting on paired donors, with incorporation or reduction of molecular oxygen. The transcript has 14 exons. Bases 125 to 1732 code for a protein of 535 amino acids. The record is from RefSeq and is a predicted model, not a curated record. Lineage: Eukaryota; Metazoa; Chordata; Aves; Passeriformes; Passeridae.